AUGACGGACGAGAAUGAAGAAUUCAACAAUAAUAUUAUGUAUAGCGAUAAUGCAGAAUUAGAAGUAGAAGAGAGGGAUAGUAUUGGUAAAAAUACGCCUAGGAUUAUUAAAAGAAUCAGAGAAACGGAGGAGAGUGAUGACGAGUGGAGGAUUGUGAAGGGAAAGGGCAAGAAAAAACGAUUGCACGAGGAUGAGAGCUUAAGUACAGAAACAGAUAUCGAGGUAUACAUUAUAUGCAGUGAAAAGCUGCCCAAGCAAUUUGCUUUAGCACGGUUAUUCAAAGAAAAUUGGAAUUACUAA
This is a messenger RNA of Parnassius apollo (apollo), 300 nucleotides long. NCBI's taxonomy places the organism in Eukaryota, Metazoa, Arthropoda, Insecta, Lepidoptera, Papilionidae. The record is from the annotation of a GenBank genome assembly.